This is a messenger RNA of Meloidogyne enterolobii, 1639 nucleotides long. Lineage: Eukaryota; Metazoa; Nematoda; Chromadorea; Rhabditida; Meloidogynidae. The record is from the annotation of a GenBank genome assembly.
GAAAAAUAUUUAUUUAUAUCUUCAACGUUUCGGCGCAAACACAAGUUGGCGUGGGAGUUAUUUAAUUGUCUAUAGCUUUUAUCUUUAAAAUUAUUAAACGAAAGCUUAAGCAUUUUUAAGCGAUUUUUGUUUAAACCUCUACCUUCGAGUCAAACAUGUUUGGGGUUGAAUGUUUGGAGUUAGCAUUUCAUGUUGAGGAUUUUAAUGUAGAGAUAAUCGAGCUGCCUUCGAGUUGAAGGUGCUUUUCCGCUCCCCACUGUUGCAGAUGCUCUACCGACUAAGCUAUCAGGGCCGCUGCUUCCAUCUUCCCUCCUUUUUAAUAGAUCCUAAACCACUUUAUAAGCAUCUGUGUUUUAAAUUUUAGCCAGCUGGAUCUCCUCCCUCCUUUCCUUACAAAGACUUAAAAAUAAAAAUGCUUGACGCCAAAAACAUUCCAGCGCCAAAACUUCUCCCUCCACCACAAAAAUAAAUUGCGUGAAAAUAAAAAUAGUAGUAGUAAAGUAUAGUUGGAUGAAUCAUUCCUUUUUAACUACCCCUUUUUUCUUUCCUCUACAUAUUUUUGUUUGUGUUUAAUCUUUUUUUUAAAAAUCUCCCACAAAUUUAUUUUUAUUUAUUUUUUAAAAGUUUUUAGCCUCUAAAAUUUAUGCUCCACCACAUUUCGCCAAUAAGGCUAAAAACCCACGUUUUGCCAAUAAGUGUGUUGACAAAACGAGGGAUUUUAGCCUUUUUGGCAAAAUGUGGAAUUGGCAAAAUGUGUGGGGAGUUAAAUUUUUAUAAUUUAACUACUACUUCACCUACUAAUAAUCUUAUUACUUUAAUGGCUACUGAAACUAAUUAUCCCAUUCCCUACCGAAGCAAACUUACUGAACAAUUCGAACCUGGCCAAACUUUAAUUUUAAAAGGGAAAACAGCUGAGGAUUCUGUUCGUUUUACUAUCAAUUUGCAUCAUGCUAGUCCUGAUUUUAGUGGAAAUGAUGUUCCGUUACACAUUUCUGUUCGAUUUGAUGAGGGAAAGAUUGUCUACAACACUUUCGCUAAGGGAGAAUGGGGAAAGGAAGAACGCAAGAGUAACCCAUACAAGAAAGGAGAUGAUAUUGAUAUUCGCAUUCGCGCUCAUGAUAGCAAAUUUACCAUUUUUGCUGAUCAAAAAGAAAUUAAAGAGUAUGAGCAUAGAGUGCCUUUGAGCUCGGUCACUCACUUUUCUAUUGAUGGAGAUAUUCUUGUGACGCAUAUCCACUGGGGAGGGAAAUAUUAUCCUGUCCCUUACGAAAGCGGUAUUGUCGGUGAAGGCUUCGCUCCUGGUAAAACUAUGCUCAUCUUUGGCACUCCGGAAAAGAAGGGAAAGCGUUUUCACAUUAAUUUGUUAAGAAAGAAUGGAGAUAUUGCUUUACAUUUUAAUCCGCGUUUUGAUGAAAAGGCAAUAGUCCGCAAUUCUUUAAUCGCAAAUGAAUGGGGAAAUGAGGAGCGUGAAGGAAAACUUCCAUUAGAAAAAGGAAUUGGUUUUGAUUUGAAAAUCGUUAAUGAGGAAUAUGCUUUUCAGAUUUUCUUGAACGAGGAACGCUUUUGCUCUUAUGCUCACCGUAUGGAGCCGCACGAUCUUCUCGGACUUCAAAUUGUAUUUUUUAAAAUUUAUUUUUAA